AUGGGCAACACCCCCUCCCGAGACUCGUCUGGGUCUGUCUAUGGAGAUACUCAUAGCGACGGUUGUAGUAGCAAGCACUGCCACUCACACGCACGUUCCCACGACAAACGCAAGAAUGAUCGACCUGCUAAGAGCACCCAGCGUGCGGCGGAUCAGCUCCCAGCUGCACCCCCGAGUUACGACGAAGCGACAGGAGCCACGACUUCGCUAGCCGUGUCAACUCGCGGUUCGGUAUCGCCCAACCAGCGGCUGUCUCCGGCCCGGAAAGGCUACUCGGUGUCUUCGGGCUCCUCGUCAUCGUCAACGUCGGUUACCUCUCUGUCAUCGCUCUCAUCGCUUGAUUCGGGGCUGUCUCCAGCCGAGAGGGCUCGCAUUAGCGCCGAGCACCAACAGAUCAAGGCAGAGAUGGAGGCCGCGCAAGCGCGACGCAAGGCUGAAAAGACGGCUCGUAAGGCUCUCCGUAGAGCCAAGAAGGCGCAGCGUAAGGCGGAGCGCACCGCAGAGUCGUCGACGAGGAAGGCGGAAAAGUCUGUUCGGAAAGCUGCCGAACGUGCUGAGCGAGCGCGGGACCGUGCCACAACAAAGGCAGAGCGUGCACACCAGCGUGCUAUGCAGGCUACCGCAUAUGCGUCUGCAUUCGCACCGACAACACCACAGCCACCACCUGCAGCGCGAACGACACGGUUCAUUCCGCCGGCCUCUUCAAAACCACCACCCACCAUCUUCAACCCACCGACCAUCUUCAACCAGCCAACGAUCAUGCAACCACCCACCCUACCUCCCCGCCGCACCAACUCAAUCCCCGUGGACUAUACAACGUACAGCUCGCUGCGCAAACAGUCCAGCUCGUCCAAGAACGUGAAGGAGCUUCCUGCCGUGCCUCCCCCAGCACGUCGUCGAUCUGUUGACAAAGAUGCAGCACGCGGCGAGGCCGAGGCGAUUGUGGCUGCCCGCCAGUCGUCCCUCAAUGCCGAAUACGAGGAACUGCAGAAGGACGUGCGCAGGAUGAAGAUGUAG
Molecule: messenger RNA, 1017 nt
Organism: Apiotrichum porosum
Lineage: Eukaryota; Fungi; Basidiomycota; Tremellomycetes; Trichosporonales; Trichosporonaceae
Exons: 3
Coding region: 1-1017 (338 amino acids)
Source: RefSeq, a predicted model, not a curated record